UCUGAUCUCAGUUCAUUGGUCUACACUCCUUCGAGUCCGAUGUAACCCCGUGCCCCUCUGAAACCGGACUAAGGCGCAGCUGAUGAGAGUGGAACUUCCAGGUCGGCGCAAUUUCCCCGAAGACAGGGCCCCUGACGCGUAAUGCCUGAUAGGAGGGACGACUCAAUCAUUCGAAAUCUCUUCCAGGUCCAAAUCCGGAGAGAAGCCAUCACAUCUCGUAGUCUCCCGCCACCGCCCCGUCACUGCUUCAGCGAUCCAGCGAUCAAUUCCAGCAAGCAUUUUUCACUGCGGCCAUUUGAACUCGCAAUCGGCCAGUUGGCGGUGAUGGCGGAUCGCACAGCUCUCGUCACCGGCGCGAGUGGCUACAUCGCCUUGCACGUCGUCAAGUCUCUCCUCGACGCAGGCUGGACAGUGCACGCCACGGUCCGCUCUCUUCAGAAUGAAGAGAAGAUCGGUCCCCUCAGGACACUGUCGGAGCAUCAUCCCAGCAAGCUGCGACUCUUCGAAGCCGACCUGUUAAUCGAAGGGUCGUUCCUCGAGCCGAUGCAGGGCUGUUCCGUUGUGCUCCAUGUUGCUUCACCGUUUCUGGUUCCUGAAAAAGUCAAGAAUGCCGAACAUGACCUGGUGCGGCCAGCGGUGGAUGGCACUCGGAAUGUCCUCGACUGCGUGAACAAGACUGAGGGCGUAAAAAGGGUCGUGUUGACGUCUUCAGUCGCAGCCAUGUACGGGGACAAUGUUGAGGUUUUGCAAAUGGAGAACCAAACGCUGCACGAGCGAUACUGGAACGUAACCAGCACCGCUCAUCACAACGCAUACCAAUACUCCAAAACCCUGGCUGAAAAGCAGGCGUGGAAGAUGGUCGAAGGCCAGAGUCGCUGGGAGCUCGUGGUGCUCUGCCCGGGGCUUGUCCUUGGCCCUUCGCUCAGCCCAGCUUCCGAUUCUGGCAGUCUCGCCAUCAUUGACCAGCUCCUGAGCGGCAUCAUGCUGGUGGGGGUGCCCGACCUAGCCUUUGCGCUUGUGGAUGUGCGAGACGUGGCGACCGCGCACCUCAAGGCGGCCGAGACACCACAGGCCAAGGGGAGAUACAUUAUAUCCGAAAACAGGACGACUCCCUUGGUGGAAAUAUCCAAGUGCUUGAAGCAGUUUCAUGAUAAGCCGGCGCUUCUGCCGUCAUGGAACAUGCCUCACCUGUUGUUCCGGCUUCUAGGGCCGCUUAUGGGACUGUCUCAGAAAUGGUUGUCGGCGAAUCUGGGCAUUCGGUUUGCCGUGGAUAACAGGAGGGCAAUGGAGGAGUUGGGCCUGACGUACCGUCCUGCGGAGGAAACACUCCGGGAGCAUUACCAGGCAUGGAAAGCCCAGCAUUAGGAAAGGUCGGUGUCAGUCUCAUUCGGCGGCCAAGUAGG
Messenger RNA from Parathielavia appendiculata, 1403 nucleotides. Its product is annotated as NAD(P)-binding protein. NCBI's taxonomy places the organism in Eukaryota, Fungi, Ascomycota, Sordariomycetes, Sordariales, Chaetomiaceae. The record is from RefSeq and is a predicted model, not a curated record. The transcript is spliced from 3 exons. Gene Ontology annotation, molecular function: oxidoreductase activity, acting on the CH-OH group of donors, NAD or NADP as acceptor. Bases 142 to 1365 code for a protein of 407 amino acids.